GGAAGAGCGAGAAAAAUCUUGAGCUCGUCAGCCGUCAGCCGCGAUCGUCGUCCUCGGAUCGUACCUCCUACAUCGGCACUUGUUCGAUCGAUCCGAAGUGAAAAGCACGAGGUGCCGGUGCGAGCGAUACAGUGCUCGCUCGCGCCUUUUCCCGGCGAGGUCGAAGCGGCGCGACGCUCGCGUUCACCAGGUUGCACGAGGAGAGGAAAUGGCGCGAUACGCCGAGGACGUGUACUAUGAAACCGCUAUCAAAUUGGCGCGCGAGGCUGCCCAGAUUCUUCGGAGUUCCAUCAACGGCCUCAAGCAAGUCGAUGAGAAGCUGGGUAAUUGGGAUCUCGUCACCGAAUACGAUCGCAAGAUAGAGGACGUUAUCAUCGGCAAACUUAAAUGCGCAUUCCCGGACCACAGGUUUAUCGCGGAAGAGUCUAGCGGCAAAGAGCUACCGGAACUGACCGAUGUCCCUACGUGGAUCAUAGAUCCCAUCGAUGGCACUACCAAUUUCGUUCACGGAUUUCCGCAUACAUGCGUGGUCAUCGGUUUGGCCGUCAAAAAGGAGGUGGUCCUCGGUAUCGUGUACAAUCCCAUUCUCGAGCAACUGUUCACAGCUAGAAAAGGACGAGGCGCGUUCUUGAACGGGAAAUCGAUUCAAGUGUCCAAAGUUCAAGAUUUAUCGAAAGCUCUGGUCUGCAUGGAAUCUGGCUUCAUAAAGAUAGACGAUCUACGGGAAAAGAUGGUGGAAAGAAUCCAGGAUGUCAUUAAAGCGGCUCAGGGCAUUCGCACUCUCGGCGUGGCGGCGUUAACGUUGUGCUACAUCGCGCUGGGGAUCGUCGAGGCCUAUUACAUCGAAGGCCCCGGUAUUUCGACGUGGGACAUAGCCGCGGCAUCGCUCAUCAUUUCAGAAGCGGGAGGCGUCGUCGUGGACCGCAUAACAGGCGAACCAAUCGACAUCAUGAAGCCACGAGCGGUAGCUGCGUGCAACGAUAAAAUCGCCCGCGACGUCGUUAAGAUCAUCCGUGAGGCUGAUCAACGGGUGGACAUGAGGGCGAAAUAAUAAUGUCAAUAGUUUCAAAAUAUACGCAUUUGGAGAUUAAAUGACUCUCUGCUAUGUCAUCAAACUGUGUGAUCGUAAUACGCGUAAACUUUGUGUCACAUUAUAAAUUAAUUAAAAAAAAGAGAGAAAUUUUACCCUCCCAAGAGAUACUCUCAAUUAAGUUAAUGCUUGUUUGAUUUAUAACUCAUUGUUAGAGACACAAAUCAAGUUUGCGUCUUACAGAGAUUGUUCCGAUAGUAUAAGAUCGAAAUCAUAUAACGCAAAUUUGCACAACAGUAGAGCGAAUCCAAUUAAGAUUAAAAUUAUUGGUUUCCUCAAUUACGUUUUCGUGUAAACAGCUCACGUACCUAUUGUCUCAAUCGUAAUAAUUAAUAAAAGAUAGGAAAUUGCAUAAUACCAACGCAAUAUGGAAUAUUUUGUAAUUAUACCCGCAAUUAAAGACGCAUGGUGAGAUGA
Molecule: messenger RNA, 1507 nt
Organism: Formica exsecta
Lineage: Eukaryota; Metazoa; Arthropoda; Insecta; Hymenoptera; Formicidae
Product: inositol monophosphatase 2-like
Exons: 6
Coding region: 209-1051 (280 amino acids)
Biological process (GO): inositol metabolic process; phosphatidylinositol phosphate biosynthetic process; signal transduction
Molecular function (GO): inositol monophosphate 1-phosphatase activity
Source: RefSeq, a predicted model, not a curated record